AUAACAACCAUCCCUGAGCCAAAGCAUUAGUGGUAACAAGAUAAACUAUAACAACAACGAAAAAAAAAAAAAAAAGUUUUCAGAUAUCGAUUAGGUUUGUUUGACACUCGUAAAACUGUCUUAAGAAAUUAGAUUCUUGUGCUCAAAGAAACCUUAAACUGCUUACCUUUUCUCUUUCCGCCCAAAAUUUAGAAUCACAUGGAAAUCAAAGGUGAAUCGAUGCAAAAGUCAAAGUUCAGAAGAAUCUGUGUCUUCUGUGGAAGCAGCCAAGGCAAGAAGAGCAGUUACCAAGAUGCUGCUGUUGACCUCGGCAACGAACUGGUUUCAAGGAAUAUUGAUCUAGUCUAUGGAGGUGGGAGCAUAGGAUUGAUGGGUUUGGUUUCACAAGCUGUUCAUGAUGGUGGUCGUCAUGUUAUUGGAAUCAUUCCCAAGACCCUCAUGCCUAGAGAGUUGACUGGUGAAACAGUAGGAGAAGUAAGAGCAGUUGCAGAUAUGCACCAAAGGAAAGCUGAGAUGGCUAAGCACUCUGAUGCUUUUAUUGCCUUACCAGGUGGUUAUGGAACACUUGAAGAAUUGCUUGAAGUCAUAACUUGGGCUCAGCUUGGUAUACAUGACAAGCCGGUGGGUUUGCUCAAUGUUGAUGGAUACUACAACUCUCUGCUCUCAUUCAUUGACAAAGCAGUCGAAGAAGGAUUUAUUAGCCCGACUGCUCGUGAGAUCAUCGUCUCCGCACCUACUGCUAAAGAGCUGGUGAAAAAGCUAGAGGAAUAUGCACCUUGCCAUGAAAGGGUUGCAACGAAGCUUUGUUGGGAGAUGGAACGGAUUGGUUACUCCUCUGAAGAGUGAUUCAGAUCAAGAUUAUCUAUAUAACUAUUUAAAAUAUUUUAUAAUAUAGAUUUGAAACUUUCGGAGAUUUCAUGAUUUAAUCUUACUAAAAAAGGAAGGGAUAGAUUUUGAUUAGUUGGGUAAAAUUUCCACUUCGGAGGAGAUUUUUAAUGUAAAUUAUUAGUAAUGUCUUUUUAAGUCGAAGCUAAAUGUUUUUAGUUUAUGUAAUUGUCGCAACUCUCUACUAUUGUAAGUUGUAACCAAGACAAGUUUCACACUUUCGUAUCUAUCUCUCUUCACAUUAAAAUCAAUACAGACGAAAAAAGAAAGAUAUAUAUUAUCUGUA
Molecule: messenger RNA, 1171 nt
Organism: Arabidopsis thaliana (thale cress)
Lineage: Eukaryota; Viridiplantae; Streptophyta; Magnoliopsida; Brassicales; Brassicaceae
Gene: LOG3
Product: lysine decarboxylase family protein
Exons: 7
Coding region: 199-846 (215 amino acids)
Biological process (GO): cytokinin biosynthetic process
Cellular component (GO): cytosol; nucleus; cytoplasm
Molecular function (GO): hydrolase activity; cytokinin riboside 5'-monophosphate phosphoribohydrolase activity
Source: RefSeq, marked reviewed